UUCUUGGUAAACUUACGUAUUACAGAUCUGUUAUCUUUUAGCUGAACCUAUACUGCACGUAUUGCCCCGGGGUAACAGAGGCCCCACGGAAGCAAAACUUCUGCCGUACAAUAUGGACAUUCGACACGACUUAUAUAGGUAAAGUGAGCAGCAACAACAAUGAGGGUACUGUCGUUUAAACCCCUGCUUUUAGUUUGCGUCGGGCGACUGCCUUUCACCGAAUACGCGCACGUUUCUAAAUCCGUUAAAACACGGAGGAGGAUUAUUGAUCGCAACCUGUGUGAGGGUCAAUUUCGUAGCAUGACGUCACCGAAAUACGCCAUCACCCUUCAACAUCAAAGGCGUGUGAAAAUUAGGUUAUUACGAAAAGAAGCAAAGCGGGUUCUGGGAUUUUAUUUUUGCAUCUGUUCGGUAUAAUCGCGUAUCGGGUGUUGCUAUAUGAUACGCGUAAACAAAUCAAAGCUGUGAAAAUUAGGAAAACAAAUUUUCGAACCCGUUCCGCGCGCAAGGUAAAUGGCAUAGGUUGAUUAAGGUGUGGCGAACGUAUACGUUUAUUGGAUUUAUCAUUCUAUUAAUUUCUUCGUUAAGUUUGGCGAGUGGUAUGUCCCGUUUACUUAGCAUGACAUGUGGUGUGAUAGUCGAACCGCCAAUUCGGGGAAAUAAUUGAUGCCCUCUUAGGCGUUGGCAAAUUACGUCCAACCGCAGUGAAAUUAAACGAGGUAUUAAAGUUGAGGAAAACUACAUAAAUAGUUGGCAGCGACGAAGUACAACGUUGUGAGAACGGGAUUAUAAAUCGACAAAUUAUUAAUCCCUUUCUCCCAGGGCUAAAGUUUAAUCUGCGCAACAUCGCUGAUCAAAGAUGUGAUGUUUGCUUGCUAAACAUUGGAUCCCACAAAUCUACUGUGAUCGACGUCUAUUAAGAUGAUGUUAACACCCAGUAUACCCCUCAUUUCGCACCUUCCGCGCCUUUCCCUUAAUGGGUGAUAUACGAGGAUCCAGAUUACUUGUGUCUGGGGGAAGCAACAAUGAGUACCUAGUGUUCACGGGAUCUAUAAGUGGGGUCCCACGCAUUGGGUUGUUCAAUUCCCGUAUUCACUAUAGAAGCAACUGAUACUAAGUCAACAGCGUGAUGCAGUUACUGUCGGAAAAUUUGGUUUCUCACUUCGAUUUUUGCUGGGUCAGACUGAUGACGGAGGGAAGAUCGUCAUAAUGUGGCGUCAUUGUAACAAUGACGUAAUAUGUUUGUAAUGGUGCAUGGCUAAUGACGUAACUACCCUCGUCGUAGAAGCCAAUGCCUCGCUAAACAACAACUGAGAGCGCUUACGUAACCCGACCGAAUAGAUCAUGUUUCGUCUUCCGUCGUCGGGACGCUUUGUCCUAAAAAGAAUACGCUUUAUGGAUAAAAAGGGAUAAAAAUAAGAGCACAUGACCUCCAAACAUACUAGUUUUGAAUGGAACAAGAGCCAAAGACCGCACUGACCCGUGUCGCUUGUAAUGUGGCCGACAAAGAAAACGUAGCAAUGAGACCUCCUGACCCCAGAGGCCCCGAAAUGUCGGUACCGCCACGACUUUGGAAGUUGUCUAUGAAUACCGUUGUAAGUAGCGGUUUGGGUAUAACUCGGUGCAGUUGUGUGGCACGAGCGUAUAUAUUCCCUCGCAUAACGUAAGUGCUAUUUUAAGUGAUGAAAGCGAUUCGUAACGGUACAUUGUAAACAAUAGGUUUACUUACCUAGCGUGUGUAUGACUUAACCAUAUGCGUGAGCUGUUUCAAUAACCUUCUUCAAAGAGUGGAAGGUGGUUUCAUUAAAUUGAAAAGACCAUCAGAUCGCCGCUUUGUAAUUACAGUAUCUGAACGGCUGUACUUGUGCAUAGCCGGAACAAACAGCUUCGCCGCAAGCGAAAACUUGACAGGUUUUCUGUCGCCGACCGACUGCCGUCAGAGACGAGCACGAAUUACGAUGCAUUAUGAAGUGACUAACCUUACACAAACACUGUCAAUUACUCUAUCGUUGAAAUGAUUUAUAGAAGAUGGUGAAGCGGUUGCUUUGCGGUGGUUGCUACCGCGGAGGAUCCACUUAAGUCGUUCUCCAUGACAUGCAAUCCAGAUUACCAUCAAACGCAAACAAUGAAACAAUACAAGAGAGCAUAUCUGCUGUGUUACAAUUUCACGCUGCGGGCUGCUAUGACAUCAACGCCUCGCAACGCCAGUCCCGUGUUACCUUACUGGCUUAAUUUCUAAUUAAAACUGAGCCGCAGCGUCGUGACACAGCUAGGCGAUAUCAAUCCUAAGUGUCACAAUGUUUAUCAGGGAUAAGCGACUGCGCGGUAAAAGAGGUCGCAUUGAGAUGAAUGGACGGAAUUUCGCCGCUGAAAAUGACAUGGCUGAUUGACAGAGUGACUCAAUUAUCAGCGUGCAAUCUUACCAUAAGUUCGUUCGAACUUGUUGCGCUUUUAAGUGAGGUAUUAACAAAAUAGGCCUUUGUUCCAAGCCAGGUGGUCCAACUACAAAUACGGAGCCAGCAUGUGUCACCAAUGAGCAUCAUCAUUACCGGUGUGUAUUUUCAGCGAACGGCCGCUUGCAUUAAUCGAACAGAUAAUCAAGAUAGGUGCCGGAUCGAACAAGGCGUGAAUUGGUAUAGGGCAUACGAGUGACGCUCGUCCGAAUUUGGUUCUCUUAAUGGAAUUCUAAUGCGUCAAUGUUUUACCACAGGAAACGAUCGGCCAGCAAACCCUAAAUUAGGAACAAAACACACUGAGCGAAAGAAUGUCAAUACAGACUUAUAAAACAUUUAUAAAUUUGUUUCAUUUACUUUUAUUGGCAGUAAUUGGGGUUUGAAUUUACUGUUGAUAAAAAUUAAAGCAACCGUAAUUUAAAAUUAUUAACUAAAAAAUUAUUAUGACUGGCGUACUUGCUUAAUAUAAAAAAUAAUCGUGAAAUACCAUAAGAGUAUAUUGACAAAACAUAUGUAAUACAAAAUAGUGGCAGACUCCAAAUAGAAUAUACGCAGACGUUAAAAUGGAAAACCACGAAUAACUCGUAAUAUUAAAAACGGUAACUGAAAAUCGGGAAUCGAUUCAGGCACCACCUAAACCUAAGUGACAAUUUGCGCAUUAACUUGGCUUUACUUCCAUUUACGAUUAAAUCUUCGUGACUACUGGGUCGUUAGGUAGGGAUGGGCGGGACGAGUCAAUAUUUUGUUGUUAAAUAAAGUCGAAACUGAAAGUCUGUUUUAGGUUCGGGCAGAACUUUAUAAGUAUUAAGGUUUUAAAUGCAAACUACCAGAUAGGCUGCGUGCGUAAAAUGCUGAUAAACACGACAUGGAUUCUGAUAAAUGGUACUGGAUUGGUUUUGGAUCUGUUUUGACUGUGGCCUCGGGGUUAGCUCUAUUUUGUUGUCUACGAGUCGCAUUUGGAGUCUGCGCAAAUACAAAGCUACCAUUUGAAAGACUACUCGUGCGGCACACUCGUUUUAAGGAAGUGACCGUUACUAUGACAACGGAGAUAAAAGAGAGCGGAGACCAAUUACCUCCCGAACAAACGCAAAAAGACGAAUGGAAACAACCAGAGAAAUCAUCACGAAAAUUUGAAGAUCCGCGUUUCGUUUUAAAAAACAACAAAGUAGCGCCAACGAUCACAGAGACUGAGCAGUACCAAACUUCAAUAAACAUGCGGGUCUCAAAAACAUUUACUUCACAAACGUUGAACGUUCAGAAAAGAAGCCACAUUCGUAGUCUAUCUCGAAUGCUGUACCAAGACCUUAGCGUGCAAAACGAGUGCGAGACAAUACACAAACAGACAAAUAAGUCAUCUGUGGGCUUCGCAAACGAUGGAUUUACUGAAAGACAAACUGAGUCACAAAACAACGUUGUAGUAAACGCGGAAGCGUGGAGCGAUUCAGUAAAGAAAUUUUUGUUUGCGAAACUGGCGUCUGGCUACUUUACAGUGGACAGUACGGGAGCGUUAUGUAAGGUGAACGAUUGGAAACACGUAAGCGAGAAGGAUUUAAAAUACAGGGAGAAGGCGAUCUUUCAACUUGUAUCAAACAAUCAAUUAGAGGUUAUGGAAGAAAAGAAGGAAACAGAAAAUAAACCAUCACAAAAUUCAAGCUCGGCACCAGCGCUGUAACGUGGUAACAAAAGCCGGAACAAAUCAAUUACGAAUGAUGGAUAUAGGCUCAUUAUCUAUGGUUCAUACAUUGAGUUUACAUAUUCAAUACACAUUAAGCCAUUAUAGGUGAAUAACAUGAUCCAAAGCGAAUAA
Molecule: messenger RNA, 4260 nt
Organism: Ciona intestinalis (vase tunicate)
Lineage: Eukaryota; Metazoa; Chordata; Ascidiacea; Phlebobranchia; Cionidae
Source: RefSeq, a predicted model, not a curated record